AGGUAAAUUAUAUCAGAGGCACAAUAUUUACUUCCGGUGUAGCAUGCUAGCUGUAAAAUGGGGCAGGCUGACUUCAGGUGCAUAGAAUGCAACGAAAAGGCGACUGAGCUGCACAGAGAUUACAGUAACGGCAUACUGAAGAUAACGUUAUGUGCGUCAUGUCAGAAGCCAGUGGACAAAUAUAUAGAAUAUGAUCCAGUUAUCAUAUUGAUUGAUGCCAUCUUGUGCAAGACGCAGGCGUUCAGACACAUUCUGUUCAACACGAGCAUGGAUAUCCACUGGAAGCUGUGCAUGUUCUGCGUGCUGUGCGAGGCCUACCUCAGGUGGUCCUUGCUGCACAGUUCGGAGCCAAGCGGUGACCCCGCUGACAUUAUCAGGUACACUAAGGAAUGGGAAUUCUACGGCAUGGUUGCCUUAGCAGCACUGGAGCUGUCAGCGUUCUGCGGUGGCGUGCUGUGUUUCCUCUGGGCGGUGCCAGUUUGCCUUAAGGGUCCCGACGUGGAGUUUGGCGUACUCCUGCGAGCGCUUCUCCUGUCCUGCUACGGCAAGGUCCUCCUCGUCCCCGUCGUCAUUUGGGAGCAUGACUUCUCGCCGCUCUGCCUGGGAUUCAUCAAGCUCUUUGUGCUCACCUCCAACAGUCAAGCUGUCAGAGUGAUUCUCAACUGCAGAAGGCGUCUGGCGUUGUCGGCCAUCGGCGUGGGCCUGCUGUUAGAGACGUCCGUCAUUCAGGCCUGUAAGUGGCUCGCGUGGAGCAUCCAGGACACGUCCGUGUUCGAUUGAACACCUUUUUUAUUCAUCUCAGGGAUGAUGGACUUACUGAGAACCUGAUUUACUUUUUUAAAAAUGCAUCAAAGCACAGACAGACUGUUGAUUUAUUUUGAGGAUUUACACUGACUACUUUACAUUCAAUCAAAGUGUCAUUUCUUCAUGGUCGCCCAAUGAAAAGAUUUUGCCAAAAUGAGAGUUGCAGUGGAACCUCGAUUUACGAACGCCUCUAUUUGUUAGAUCUAGCCAAAUAUGUCUCUGUUGGACAAUGUUUCAAGGUACAAAUGCUUCAUUCAUUUAUUUAUUCAUUUUGUCUGUUGCUGGAAGCCUUAUUGGGUGCUGUCAUUUUGAUGACAUCACUUCCGGCACACACAGCCAUUUUAAAGAGGCGGGGCCUCAUGUCACAUUAUUUACAUAUAUACGAAGAGUAGAAUGCGACACCACCAAUGGCACACAGAUUGGCUCGCAAAUAUGGAAGAAACUAAUUCCAAAAUUGCAACCAUUAUAAAAAAAGGACAUUUAUAUGGUUGCUGACUUUGCCAAGGGGGUUAAAUAUAUUCGCAAGGACAGAGAGAAAGUGCAAAACCAAGGUGAAAAGCUGUUGCUCGUGUGGAUAAAUAAGAAGCAGCCAGCAGGUAAUAGCAUUUCCGAGGCUAUCAUGUGCGAAAAGGCUCGCCAUUUAUAUGGUGACUUGAUAUCCAAAAGUGCUGAGCCAGCACGGAAGAACAAUUUAGGGAGAACCGUAGGUGGUUGGAAAAGUCUAAGAAGGGGAGUUGGCGUUCACUACGUGGCUGCUGGCUCCGACAAAGCUGCAGCGGAGGUGUUUAUCAAGCACUUGAGGAUAUUCAUCAGUGAAGGGGGAUUCUAUCGCAGCAAAAUUUUAACUCUGAUUAAACCAGGCUGUUUUUUUUGGGGGGGGGGGGAAAUAUCCCUGAGGAGAAGGCACAACCGGGACACAAACCGAUGAAGGAUCGCCGUUUACAAAUCCGAAACUCCCAGACUAUUAAAGAAAAAGCCACAAAAAAUCACAGACACAAGGUAAAAAGGAUUUUCCUUUGGUUUUUUUUGUAGUAACAUGGUUGAUUACGUUUUGGAGAGCGCCAAAGGCAAAGGGACGUUUGAAUGUGUGCACGCUUUGACAGUUAGACUUAGACAAACUUUAAUGAUCCACAAGGGAAAUUGUUCAACACAGUAGCUCAGUUACAAUGAUGGAAAGUGUAAGGAUGGAAAGGACAAUGCAGGUAUAAAUAGACUAAUAUAGCGAUAACAAAAUCUAACAUAUAUACGAAUAUAUACAUAUGGAGUUCAAAUCCCAGCCGAGUCAUACCAAAGACUAUAAAAAUGGGACCCAUUACCUCCCUGCUUGGCACUCAGCAUCAAAGGGUUGGAGUUGGGGGUUAAAUCACCAAAAUGAUUCCCGGGCGCGGCGCCGCUGCUGCCCACUGCUCCCCAAGGGGAUGGGUCAAAUGCAGAGGACACAUUUCACCACAUCUAGUGUGUGUGUGACAAUCAUUGGUACUUUAAUCUCUAAUGUGUACAGAAUAAUAUAUAUACAGAUAUAUUAUAUUAUGUCUAUAACAUAUAUACAAUAUAUACCAGGCUGACUGUUGUUGCUUUUUUUGGAUCAAAAAGAGAUUGUUGAAACAUUAUCCCCUUGUUUUGUUGGUUUGAUAUGGAUACUGUACAUACAUAUACAAUAUGGUGUCUUCAAAGUGUGAAUUUUUUUGAUAAAAAAGGGACUUUUGUCGAGACUGAAACCAAUUAUUCAUGUUAAAAUUGUUUCUUAUUAGGAACUCUGCUUCUUUUCGGUUUGCGAACCAACCAUGUUCAAGAAUCAAUUAAAUUAGUUAAAUCGAGGUUCCACUGUACUGAAAAUUGUCGCAAUUUAGUCGACUUUUAUGAAAUAUAUUUAUUUUUCUUCUGUCUUCUGAACACUACUUGAGAUACCAAUCAAAAUGAGUUAAACAUUUAAUUAUGUUUCUUCAUAUUUUUUGGGAGGGAGAAAAAUGUUACGUAAACAUACAAUGUAACCGGAAAAAGAACAAAUCAUACACCCGGUUAAUCGACAAACUUGCAUUUGUAUUUUUAAUAUCAAAACGUUUUAUUUUUAAUAUUUAAUUAUAUUUGGUUUAACAUUGCAAUGCCAUUUUUUUUUUAAAACAUUUUUUGGGUCAUCUUUUUGUACAAGACUACUUCAAUACCAGUGCAAGCACAUUUUUAUGUAUUGAUUUCUUUCAAUUUCAUGGUGGAUUUUGGAAGUGAGAGGAUUAAGAAAAAUAUAAUUUAAAAUUUAACUGGAGCAAAGAAUAUCCAUGCAUCCAUUUUCUACCGCUUGCCCCUUUCGGGGUCGCGGGGGGUGCUGGAGCCUAUCUCAGCUGCAUUCGGGCGGAAGGCGGUGUACACCCUGGACAAGUCACCAACUCAUCAAAGGGCCAAUACAGAUAGACAGACAACAUUCACACUCACAUUCACACACUAUUGAUUUCUUUCAAUUUCAUGGUGGAUUUUAGAAGUGAGAGGAUUAAGAAAAAUAUAACUUCAAAUUUAACUGGAGCAAAGAAUAUGCGGGGUGAAAUACAUGCAUUUGUAUUUUUAAAACCACACUGGUCAAUCUGGAUCAGAUUCAAAUUAAAUGUGUUUUUUUGUUGCUACACUAAUUUCAUUCAAAUCUUUCUUUCCUUUCCUGAGACACCAAUGUGAGCAAAAUAAUUGUAUUUCUUCAAUUUCUGGGGAACCCCCCGUGACCCUGAAAGGGACAAGCGGUAGAAAAUGGAUGGAUGGAUGGAUUUCUGGGGAAAAGUUGACAUAUUUAUGCCCCCCAAAAAUGUCCAGAACAUGGGAUACACCAGGUUUAUCUACACAAUCAUGCAAUGCUUUCCACCAUUUUCAAGAUGUGCUAUCUGGAUCAUAUCUUAAUCCAAUUUCAUUUAAAGAAAAUCAGUUUAUUUUUUUUGCUCAUCACUCACAAUCCUUAUGUGAAACAUGAACACGCAUAUAUUUUUUCUGUGCAUUCUAAUUAAUGAAAAACUGCUUGCAGAGGCGGCCAACAAGUCAUAUAUUACACCUAUAAAACCCCCCAAAACA
Entelurus aequoreus (snake pipefish) is the source of this 3849-nucleotide messenger RNA. RefSeq names its product ARV1 homolog, fatty acid homeostasis modulator (gene arv1). Gene Ontology annotation, biological process: intracellular sterol transport; regulation of plasma membrane sterol distribution; sterol metabolic process. Gene Ontology annotation, cellular component: cortical endoplasmic reticulum; Golgi apparatus. The record is from RefSeq and is a predicted model, not a curated record. Lineage: Eukaryota; Metazoa; Chordata; Actinopteri; Syngnathiformes; Syngnathidae. The transcript is spliced from 5 exons. Bases 58 to 780 code for a protein of 240 amino acids.